Molecule: messenger RNA, 234 nt
Organism: Loa loa (African eye worm)
Lineage: Eukaryota; Metazoa; Nematoda; Chromadorea; Rhabditida; Onchocercidae
Exons: 2
Coding region: 1-234 (77 amino acids)
Source: RefSeq, a predicted model, not a curated record
AUGAUCGAAAAUAUUACGAUAGCGAUGAAUGGACAGCUGUUGUUGUUCUGUUGUUGUUGUUGUGUUGUUGUUAUUAUUGUAACUGUUGUUGUUGUUAUUGUUGUUGUUGUUGUUGUUGUUAUUGUUAUUGUUGUUGCUGCUGCUGCUGCUGUUAUUGUUGUCAUCGUUGUUGCUGCUAUUAUUGUUGUUGAUAUCGCCAAAUUCACAUUAAGAAUAGAAAUGACAAUGAAAUGA